Suillus clintonianus is the source of this 928-nucleotide messenger RNA. RefSeq lists its product as uncharacterized. Bases 85 to 585 code for a protein of 166 amino acids. NCBI's taxonomy places the organism in Eukaryota, Fungi, Basidiomycota, Agaricomycetes, Boletales, Suillaceae. The transcript has 5 exons. The record is from RefSeq and is a predicted model, not a curated record.
GUCACAUCACGCAGUCCCUUUCAUUUGAAACUUCCUCCAAGUUCCAACACAUCCACGGCAGACUGAGGCUACAUUCGAAUAAAAAUGGCAGACUUCAUCCAGGUUCUUGACCCAGCAAAAUUGAUCUUCGCCGAGACAGCGCUGGCCUUCAUAAUCAGCCCUUUUACUGUUCCAGCAUACAACCUGCCUAUCUUCCUCUUCGGCUCGUAUGUACAGGAGAGCCACGACGCGGCACAGUCGUUGAACUUGUUCGCGGGCUUGUUAUCGUUGUCGAUAUUCUAUGACGUAUUGUGGAUGAUCAGGAAUGAACAAGGCGCCUUUCUUAGGUUGCUUACUGUUAUCCUCUUGCUUUUAAAGCUACCAACCACUGGUUCCUUCUUGAUUGCCGUUCGUCAACGCGGGGGACAGUUCCCCGGCCUCGGAACUGAUAUCAAUGGUCCUACAGUUUGGUCAAUGCCUGGGGGCUUCACCUCCAGUGGUCGUGAUGGGUACCAGACCGUGGAAGACGACGCCCCACGUGCUCCCCCAAAAGUCAGCUCCACACCACAGCCUGCCAACCAGUCUGGCACAUAUCAGUCUGUCUGAAAAUUGCCUGGAACCUUGGCACUGGGGUGUUUUGGUGUUGUGGAUCACAUAUAUCAUUUUGAGGAUAGACAUCUGAUGUACCUCUAGAUUUUGGCAAUGCGAGGAGACUCAUCUGUGUCUGCUGGUUAGUGUAUUCAUGAAGACAGAGCAUAAUUUAUCACACGAAUCGGAUUCCAACGUUUGAGAGUGUCCGUAGCCUGCACGUCUAACAAUUCUGAAUGUUUUCUGUGAGCGAAUGUUGUUGACUUGGACUGAACCACGCACAUUAGUGGGGGUGGACACCACUCAAGCGCCAUUGAGGAACAUGCGAAGGGCUUGGCUUGGCUUUGCGAAGACUAGUGAG